This is a messenger RNA of Betta splendens (Siamese fighting fish), 18889 nucleotides long. It is a transcript of the gene obscna, whose product is annotated as obscurin, cytoskeletal calmodulin and titin-interacting RhoGEF a. Gene Ontology annotation, biological process: protein phosphorylation. Gene Ontology annotation, molecular function: ATP binding; guanyl-nucleotide exchange factor activity; protein kinase activity. The record is from RefSeq and is a predicted model, not a curated record. Lineage: Eukaryota; Metazoa; Chordata; Actinopteri; Anabantiformes; Osphronemidae. Bases 209 to 18568 code for a protein of 6119 amino acids. The transcript has 76 exons.
AAGAGAAAGCACUAUAGGUGCUGUGCUUUGGGAAGUGGGACACAGCCUUCAAACCUGAGCAUGGCUGAGUGUUUGCUGUUAAAGGCCUUGUGAGAAACAAGAUCAGACCUGGGAAGACCUGUUGCCAUGUAGACGUUUUGUCCAGCGCUCUUGUCAGGUCUAACUGUAUCUAAGCGUCUCCCGUGUGACCGUGAGAAGAACAGGUGACAUGGGGGACAUCAAAAUAGGAAUAGUAGCUGCUGCAAAGAACCGGUUGCAGGUGGUGAAGGGAUUGGAGGAUGUGGAGGUGGAGGAGUGUGAGAGCUUCUCCCUGGAAGUGACUCUUAACCUGGCCUACAUGGAGGGUGUGUGGAGCAGGGAUGGCACGCGCCUCAAGUCCAAGCCCAACUGUCGGAUCAGCAUGCACGGCAGGAAGCACUCCCUCGUGUUGAAGAGGGCAGCUUUAGGAGAUGGGGGCUUGUACUGCUUUGAGGUCGAUGGCAUUCAGACCUCGGGUCGACUCAGUGUCAGAGCGAGGAACAUCCACAUAGUGACACACUUGGAGGAUGUCGACACAGUGGAGCGUCAACCCGUUAACUUCCUGUGUGAGGUCAACCAGGUGGAUGUGGAUGCUCGAUGGUACAGAGACGACUGCAGAAUCCGCCCUGGCGACAACAUCAAAAUCAGGCACCAGGGUAAAACUCAUAGUCUCUUCUUUAAGUCGGUCAAACCAGAGCAUGCAGGAGAGAUCAGGUUCACCGCGGACCGCGUGUCAUCCUAUGCAACACUCACAGUAACGGAGCUUCCAGUCCAAAUAGUGCGUCCUCUGAGGGUUAAGAUAGCCAUGUACCACCACCGGGGUCUGCUGGAGUGCCAGGUGUCACGACCUAACGCUCAGGUCAAGUGGUACAAAAACAGGAAGGAGGUCGUUCCCAAUAAGAAGCACCAUCUGAUCAGCCAAGACGUCUACAGGCAGCUGGUUAUCGAAGACGUGUGUUCCUCAGAUGAGGACACCUACACCUGUGAUGCAGGAGAUGACAAUACCUCCUGCCAGCUUCUGGUGGAGGAGCAGGCUAUCAGCAUAGUGCGGGGGAUGAGCUCGGUGGAGGUGACGGAGCCGGAGCCGGCGCUGUUCCAGGUGGAGACCAGCUUGAAGUCGGGGAGGCCUCCGAAGUGGACCCUGAACGGCGACGUGCUGGAGCACUGUGCAGCGGUGAACAUGAGCAGGGACGGAACCGUCCACAGCCUCCGCUUCAGCGCCACAGAGAGCUCCAUGUCGGGACCCGUGCUCUUUGUGGCUGGGAAGAGCCGCAGCACCGCUCAGCUCACUGUGAAAGAGCGGCCUCUGCAGGUCGUCCACCACUUGGAGGACACGGAGGCCAAGGAGAGCAGCUCUGUGACGCUGAGCUGCCAGUUCGCCCCUUCGCCGAGGGCGGUGCGCUGGUUCAAGGGCCGCACGGCGUUGAAGACCUCCAAUAAGUACAGCAUGAAGAGAGAGGGCACACGAGCGCAGCUGACCAUCCACGGCCUGACGGGCGUGGAUGCGGGGCAGUACCGCUGCACAGCAGGGGGCGCGGAGAGCAGCGCACACGUCAGAGUGGAAAUGCGGUUGCUCAAGUUGGUCAAACACCUCGAGCCCGUGGAGAUUGAGGAGGACGGCAUCGCCAGUUUCUCGUGUGAACUCAACUACGUGGUCGCCAACGUAGAAUGGCUCCUCAACAACGUCCGCCUCUACUCCAACGCCAUCAACAGGAUCCAGCACAUGGGCACCAUGCACAGCCUCACCCUCAAGAAGCUGCGGCCGCAGCAGAGCAGGGUCACCUUCAAGGCGGGCCUCCUCUCCCAGACGGCCAGCUUAAAGGUCAAAGAGCGCCCAGCAGUGUUCCUGAGAUCUCUGGAGGAUGUUGUGGGAGAAGAGCAAGGGGAGAUCUGCCUGCAGUGUGAGGUUUCCAAAGAGACAGUGGCGCCUGUGUGGAGAAAGGAUAACACGGUCCUGGCUGCUGAUGACAAACAUGACAUACUCCAGUUUGGGAAGUCCAUGGUGCUGAUUGUUCGUUCACUGAGCAAAGAUGAUGCUGGAGAGUACACGUGUGACCUGGGCACCAGCCAGAGCAAAGCUAAAGUCACAGUACAUGACCUGCAUGUGAGUAUUGUCCACCGUUUGAAGACCACCACUGUCCUGGAGGGAGAAGGCUGCACCUUUGAAUGCGUCCUCUCCCACCUUGUCGACGACCAACCGUCUUGGACAAUCAAUGGCCAGGUCGUGAUCUCCAACAGCCGCAUCCAGGUUAUCAGCAAUGGUUGCAAGUAUAAGUUGUCCAUCAGGAAUGCUUUACUGACCGACGCUGGAGAUCUGGUCUUCACAGUUAAAGACCUUAGCUGUAGGACCAUGCUCUUUGUUAAAGAGAAGCCGGUGCACAUUUUCAGGACCUUGCUCAGCGUCAAGGCGGUGCCAGGCGAGGAUGCAGAACUGAGCUGUGAAAUCACCAAGCCAGAAGUCACCAUCCGCUGGCUGAAGAACGGCCAGCUGAUCAGGCAGAGCCCUAAGUAUGAGAUGAGCGUGGAGAAGAACUCGGCGCGGCUGCUCAUCAAAAACACGACCAUCAGAGACUCUGGCGAGUACUGCUGCGAGGCCGAGGGCAUCGCCACCCGGGCCAAGCUUGACGUCCGAGAACUGCAGCACACGUUUGCAAGAGAUUUGAGGGAAACGUAUGCGGAGGAAAAGGGUAAAGUGACCCUUGAGUGCGAGACCAGGCGGCCGGCCAGGCGCGUGACCUGGCUCAGGGGCAUGGUGGAGCUGAGGUCCAGUAGGAAGCACAUCAUCCGGCAGAAGGGAGUGGUGCUGUCGCUGACCAUCACCUGCCUGGAGAAAUCAGACAGCGAUAUUUACAUAUGUGACGUGGGCACUAUGCAGAGCCGGGCUCAGCUGACCGUGCAGGGUUGUAAGGUUCUGAUCCUACAGGAACUGGAGGAUGUUGAGUGUCUCGAAGGCGACACCGUCACGUUCAGGUGUCAGAUAUGUCCCAGCGACUACGUGGGCGUUCGGUGGUACCUGGACGAGACCCUGCUCUACACCAACGAGCUGAAUGAGAUCCAGGCGGUGCCGGGCGGCUUCCACAUGCUCACGUUCAAGCAGCUCGCCCGCAAAGACACCGGCACCAUCUCGUUCGCAGCGGGCGGCAAGCGGUCGUACGCCUCACUUUUGGUCAGAGAGCGACGCCCCACCAUCGUCAGAGCGCUGGAGGACUGUGAGGCCGUGGAAGGCGGCGCGUUGGUUCUGUCAUGCGUGGCCUCCAAACCUUGUCACAUCUUGUGGUACAAAGACGGCUGCCUGAUGUGGAACUCCUCCAGGUACUUUAGCAGUCGUUCCGGCUGUGAGGCUCGGCUGACGAUCCGGGAGGUGUGCAGCGGUGAUGCCGGGGUGUACGAGUGCAGCGCUGGAGCCGUCACCACUAGGGCCACCGUCACUGUCAAAGCCAUCCCAGCAGAGUUCACCCAGCCUCUCGUGGCCGCUGAGGCCAGAGAGGGAGAUUCGGUGACUCUAACCUGUGAGUACUCUCUGCCCGGGGUCCAGUUCCACUGGAGGAAGGGUGUGGAGAGUCUUAGGGCUGGAGACAAAUAUGUGAUGAAACAGAGGAAGACGAUCAACUCUCUGACCAUCAAAGCCCUGAAGCUUGAAGACUCUGGAGAAUAUACCUGUCAGUGCCGGGAUCACAGAACGACAGCAAGCCUCAAAGUGGAUGCUGUUCCCAUUAAGUUCAUACAACAACUGAAGAACAUACAAGCAGAAGAGGGCACUAAUGUCAUGCUUCGCUGUGAGCUGUCCAAACCUGGAAUAGCGGUAGAGUGGAGAAAGGGGCAGGAACCAUUACACAAUGGAGUCAAACACCAGAUACGGAAACGAGAGACCACGCUGGAGCUGCUCAUAUGGAGGUCUGCGCCCGAGGACAGUGGGAUCUACAGCUGUGUUUGUGCUAAUGUCAUGACAUCAGCCACUGUCAAAAUCAAUGCGCUUCCAGUGACCUUCAAGCAGAAGCUGAGGAACGUGGCGAUCGAGGAGGGAAACACAGCGACUUUACGCUGUGAGCUGUCUAAACCUGGCCUCGUUGUGGAGUGGAGGAAGAGAGCAAGCGGCGUCAUCAGGAACGGAGAGAAAUAUCACAUACGGCAGCGAGACAUGCUGAUUGAGCUGAGGAUCUGCGAUGUGAAACUGGAGGACAGCGAUGUUUACACGUGCACCUGUGGAAACAUAGAGACAGCUGCAACUCUGACUGUCAACGCAAUUCCUGUCACCUUCAAACAAAAGCUGAAGAAUCUCCAGGUGGAGGAAGGACACAACAUCACGCUGUGCUGCGAGGUUUCUAAAGCCGGCGUUCCAGUGGAGUGGCGGCUCGGAGGAGAUCUGCUAGAGAGUGGAGAGAAGUACCAGAUGAAACAGCGGGACUCGGCCGUGGAGCUGACCAUCAAAGACGCCGCGCCCGAGGACAGCGGGGUUUACUCCUGCGUGUGUCGACAACAGAGAACCAAGGCCACUGUCAAAGUCAUCGCGGUCCCUGCCACAUUUAAAGUGAGCCUGAGGAGCCAGGAGGCGGAGGAAGGGAGCAGCAUCACGUUACGCUGUGAGCUGUCAAAGAAGGGAGCCCCCGUGCAGUGGCACCGGGAGGGACAGCUGCUCUCCGAGGAGAUAUCACAGCGAAGGUACGAGAUGAAGGUGGAGGGAAGGACAGCUCUGAUGACCAUUCACAGCCUCCGACCAGACGAUGCAGGAAAGUACAGCUGCCUCACAGGAGAUGAGAAAACCACAGCUGAAAUCCGAGUGAAACCACUUCCUGUUACAUUCAAACGGGAGAUCCAGCGCCUGGUGGUGAAGGAAGGGGCCAGCGGCGUCUUCUGCUGUGAGCUCUCCAAACCCGGAGCCUUGGUGGAAUGGAUGAAAGGCAGAGUCGCCAUAAGGCCCGGAGGGAAAUACGAGAUGAAGCAGGAGGGGCGUCUCACCAAGCUGGUUAUUAAUCACACGGAGGAGAGUGAUGGCGGCAAAUACACCUGUAAAACUAAAGACAGCCAGUGCACAGCCGAGCUCAUCGUCCAAGGUCUGCCGCCGAGCUUCCGGCUGCCACUCGUCAGCCAGGAAGCGACCGAAGGAAACAGUGUGGUUCUGCACUGUGAGCUCAAUAAAGCCGCCCCGUCGGUGGAGUGGAGGAGAGGAGCGGAGCUGCUGAGGAGCGGGGACAAGUAUCAGAUGAGGAAGAAGGACCUGCAGGUGGAGAUGAGGAUUACAGACCUCAACCUUGACGACGCUGGAGAUUAUGCUUGUACAUGCGGGGAACAGAGGACGACAGCGAAGCUCACGGUGAAAGAGCGACCCAUUAAAUUUCUUCAAGAUCUGAAGAACAUCCAGGUGCAGGAGGGGAACGGGGUGCUACUGAGCUGCACGCUCUCCAAACACGAUGUCCCGGUGCAGUGGAUGAAGGGAGAUAACGUGUUGACCGACGGAGAGAAGUACCAGAUGAAGCAGAGCGGCUCCACGCUGGAGCUCCUCAUCCGAAAGAGCCAGCCUGAGGACAGCGGCACCUACAGCUGCGUUUGUGAAGACUUGAAAACGACCGCCACCAUCAUCAUCACUCCCAUCCCAGUGACCUUCAAGCAGAAACUGAAGAACCAAGAAGCCGUUGAGGAGGGCAGCGUGACGCUGCGGUGUGAGCUUUCUAAGCCAGGGGUUCCUGUGGAGUGGAGGAAAGACGCUCAACUCUUGAAGGCGGGAGACAAAUAUGAGAUGAAGCAGGAGAGCAGAGUGGCUGAGAUGCUGAUUAGAAACCUGACUCUCAGAGAUGCGGGCGAGUACUGCUGUUCUGUCGGCACUGUGGAGACAUCAUCUGACGUCAAAGUAAGAGCUCUGCCUGUAACGUUUAAGCAAGUGGUGGAAAACCUGGAGGUGAAGGAGGGAGACAGUGGCGUGUUCUGCUGUGAGCUGUCCAAGCCUCAGGCUCCAGUGGAGUGGAGGAAAGGAAGAGUCAUCCUGAAACCUGGUUACAAAUACGAGAUGAAGCAGGAGGGACCUCUCACUAAACUGAUCAUUAACAGCGUAGAGGAGAGUGACGCUGGGAAAUACACCUGCCAGACUAAAGACAGCCAAUCGACUGCAGAGCUCAUUGUCAAAGCUCCUCCAGUCACAUUUAAGACAAAGCUAAGGAGCCAGCAGGUGGAGGAGGAGAACAGCAUAACGCUGAGCUGUGAGCUGUCCAAGCCUGGCCUUCCCGUUGAAUGGAGGAGAGGGGAAGAGCUGCUGAAGAACAAUUUUAAAUACCAGAUAAGGAAUCGAAACAGCAUCAUGGAGCUAACCAUCAAAAAUGCACAACUGGAGGACAGUGGGCUCUACAGCUGUAACUAUGGUGACGUUAAGACCACAGCCGACGUCACCAUUACACCUAUUCCACUCAGCUUCAAAACGGGCCUGAAGAACCAGGAGGCGCCCGAGGGAGGCAACGUGACUCUCCGCUGUGAACUGUCCAGGGCCGGCGUGCCCGUGCAGUGGUGGAAGGCUGAAGACCAGCUCUCUCACGGAGGACGGUACCAGCUGAUACAGAACGGGAAGACGGCUGAGAUGCACAUCAAAAACAUCCAGCCUGAGGACGUUGGGGAGUACAGCUGUGUCUUUGGAGAACAGAAGACAACGGCUGAAGUAAACGUGAGAGCGGCAGCGUCUGUGUAUUUUGAGAAAGAACUCAAGAACCAAGUGGUGAUGGAGGGGAAGUCAGUAGUGCUCUCUUGUGAGGUCUCCAGUGCUAAUGUUCCCGUCACCUGGAGGAAGGACAGCGUUGUGCUGGAAGAAGGAGCCCGGCACAUUUUAAAGAAGAACGGCCCCACACACUCUUUGGAGAUCAAUAAACUGCUUCUGCAGGAUGCUGGGGAGUACUGCUGCAUCAGCAGAGGCAAGAGGACUACUGCCAGGCUGACUGUGAGGGAGCGUGUGCGGAUUGUGACACAGCUGCGGGACGUCACUGUGACAGCUGGAGCGGACGCAGUGUUUGUGUGUGAGCUGAGCCACGCAGACGUGACCGAGGGCGUCUGGUGGCUGGGUCCCAGUCCUCUGCAGAAGAACGAGAUGAACCAGAUGACUUGCCAGGGCCGCCAGCACCGACUGGUCCUCACCAUGACAACGCCCGAGGAGACGGGCACCGUGGCGUUUGUGAUCGGGGAGGAGAGGACGUCCGCACGUCUGUUAGUAGUUCCAAGGCCCAAAGUUUUAAUCGAGAAGAAGCCAGAAGAUGUUGUGAUCAUGGAAGGAGCGAAGGCCACCUUAUCCUGCACAAUCUCUGACGUUACGUCUGAAGUUACCUGGCAGCGCAACUACAUUACUCUGCUCAGUGAUGAUAAAUAUGAGCUGCGUAAGGAGGGGAAAGUCAACCUGCUGCUCAUCCAUGAUGUGGAUCCCCUGGACAGUGGAAUAUACACAUGUGAUACAGGAGAUAUGCAAAGCAGUGCCAAACUCACUGUAACAGAGCUCCCGCCGUUCUUCCAGGAGGAGUUACAGAGCGUAGAAGAAGACGAGGGGCGCUCGGCCUGUCUGUACUGUGAGCUGUCUAAACUUGGAGUGCCAGUUCAGUGGAAGAAGAACAGGCUGCCACUGAAAGCCAGCAGGAAGUAUGAGAUGAGGCAAGAUGGCUGCUUCCUCCAGCUCCACAUCAGGGAUCUGAAACUUGAGGACAGCGGCAGCUACUCAUGUCAGGCGGGAAAUGCAGAGACCACUGCAACUGUGAGAGUGAAAGAGCUCCCUCCGUUUUUUACAAAAAGGUUAAGAAAUGUCGACGCUGAAGAGGGAGGUGCAGCCUCCCUGUGCUGCGAGCUGUCCAAGCCCGGAAUGUCGGUGCAGUGGAAGAAGAACAAGCUGCCUCUGAGAAACUGCGCAAAGUACGAGAUCAAACAAGAUGGCUGCCUCCUCCAGCUCCACAUAAAGGAGCUCAGACCCGAGGACAGCGGCAGUUACACGUGUCAGGCAGGAAAUGCCGAGACUGCUGCAACUGUAGCAGUGAAAGAGCUCCUGCCAUUUUUUCCAGUGCCUUUGCAGAAUGUGAAGGCUGAAGAGGGAGGUUCAGCAACGCUGUGCUGUGAGAUGUCAAAGCCUCAGGGAUCCGUUCAGUGGAAGAAGAACAAGCAGCCACUGAGAGCAAAUGAAAAAUAUGAUAUGAAACAAGAUGGCUGUCUCCUCCAGCUGCACAUCAGGCAGCUCACACUUGAGGAUGGUGGCAGCUACGCGUGUCACAUAGGAAGUGUCGAGACCACCGCCACUGUGACAGUGAAAGAACUGCCCUCAUUUUUCAAGCAAGAAUUGCAAGGUAUGGAGGCUGAGGAGGGAGGUGGCGUCGCUCUGUGCUGCGAGCUGAGUAAACCUGGCGCACGAGUGCAAUGGAAGAAGAACCAAAUGCCCCUAAGAGCCGGCAGGAAGUAUGAGAUGAAACAAGAUGGCUGUUCCCUUCAGCUCUACAUCAAGGAGCUCAAACCUGAGGACGGCGGCAUUUACACUUGUCUGGCAGGAAGUGCAGAGACCACGGCGACUGUGGUAGUGAAAGAGCUGGCUCCGUUCUUCAGCAAAGGAUUACACAGUGUGGAGGCUGAGGAGGGAGCGGCAGCCUCCCUGACCUGUGAGCUGUCUCAGCCUGCAGUGUCUGUGCAGUGGAAGAAAAACAAGCUGCCACUGAGAGCAAACAGAAAGUAUGAGAUGAAGCAGGAGGGUUGCCUCCUCCAGCUCCACAUCAAGGAGCUCAAACCUGAGGACGGCGGCAGCUACACGUGUCAGGCAGGAGGUGCAGAGACCACUGCAACUGUGAGAGUGAAAGAGUUCCCUCUAUUCUUUAAGAAAGACUUGGAAAAUGUAAAGACUAAGGAGGGAGGUGCACUCUCCUUGCACUGCGAGGUAUCUAAGCCCAGCGUGACAGUACAAUGGAAGAAGAACAGUCUGCCCCUGAGAGCAAACAGGAAGUACGAGAUGAAGCAGGACGGCUGUUCACUGCAGCUCCACAUUCAGGAGCUCAAACCCGAGGACAGUGGCACCUACUCCUGUCGCGCAGGAAGUGUAGAGACCACUGCAACUGUGACAGUGGAAGCACUACAACCAGCUGCACCAGAGGCAGAGACUAUCACAACAUUAACUCAAACGCCUGCUGUAGACGGUGAGAGGAAUCACCACCCUGUUCCUCCAGAGCCAAAGAAGAGGACUCAUAGAAAAGCUUCUAUUACAAAUGCACAGGAAGAGGACUCCUCUUUUGGCCUUAAACGCUCCACGAUGUUGAGUGAAAACAAUGAAGUUCAACGUGGCAGCCAUUCUGUAAAGACUGAGGAGAAAGACUUCAGUGACCUGCAGAACAUAAACCAACUUGUGAAGCAGGACAGUGAGGUACACCAAGCAAAUAAUGAGCCCGUGAGAAUAGUGAAGCAGGAACAGAGACCACCGGGACCUUUGGAAGAGUUUAACAAAGUAAAACAGCCAGAGAGGAAGCCAGGUGAAACUGUUGGAAAACAUAUUCAACAGUCCAUAAUAUGUGUGGAAAUGGAACCCGAAAUAGAACAGAUCUCAAGGGAAUCAAGAAGACCUUCAGAAAAAACAGGUGAAGCUGAGAAGAAGCUCACAGGCGUCCUUUGGAGGAAACAUGAAGAUGAAACACAACCUGUGAAACCCCUAAAUGGAAAAGAACCUGUGGAUGAUGCCAAACACAUAGAAAACACAGAUGUUAUAGACAAAACAGAGAAGGAGCCUUUCAGACCAAGAGCAAGAUCUAAAGAGGGGUCAGCAGGAAAGCAAACAAUAACAAGACAUGUUAAAGAGGAAAGAGAGGAAGUGAUUUCCCAAUCAAAGCCUACAGAAGACACCUAUAAGCCAAGAGAGGAUGUGAAACAAGUGUCCAAGGAGGCAGACAGAGAAAAGACACAAACAGAUGACAUGGGUUCUAUUAAUGACCUGGGUAAACAGUCAGCAGAAAAACUAGAAAAGUCUUUAGGACAGGAGGUAAAAUCUGUCGUUCCAAAAGCGCCAGUGAGGACAAAGAGUAAAACCAAGGGUGGAGUAGAAAAACAGUUAUCAAGGGACACUGGGACCGAUCAAGAUGAACAAGAACUGACACCAGUCAUGGUCAAAUCUGUGACCGGUCUGCCCAUAAAACAGACACUGAUACCUGUGAAAAGAGAAGCCGAGGAGAACACAGUUACACCAGACAUCAAAAUCAGAAAGAGAGAACAGCAGAGAGAGAGGGAACAACAGAAGGAGGGAGAACAGCAAAGAGAGAGAGAACAGCAGAGAGAGAGGGAACAACAGAAAGAGGGAGAACAGCAAAGAGAGAGAGAACAGCAGACAGAUGGUGAACAACAGAGAGGAGAACAGCAGAGAGAAGGAGAACAACAGAAAGAGGGAGUACUGCACAGAGAGAGAAAACAGCAGAGAGAAAGAGAACAGCAAAGAGAGAAAGAACAGCAGAGAGAGAGGGAACAACAGAAAGAGGGAGAACAGCAAAGAGAGAGGGAACAGCAGAGAGAUAGAGAACAGCAAGGAGAGGGAGAACAACAGAAAGAGGGAGUACUGCACAGAGAGAGAAAACAGCAGAGAGAAAGAGAACAGCAAAGAGAGAAAGAACAGCAGAGAAAGGGAGAACAACAGAAAGAGGGAGUACAGCAGAGAGAGGGAGAACAACAAAGAGAGAGACAACAGCAGAGAGAGAGGGAACAACAGAAAGAGGGAGAACAGCAAAGAGAGAGUGAACAGCAGAGAGAGAGGGAACAACAGAAAGAGGGAGAACAGCAAAGAGAGAGAGAACAGCAGAGAGAUGGAGAACAACAGAGAGAGGGAGAACAUCAGAAAGAGGGAGAACAACAGAAAGAGAGUGAACAGCAGAGAGAGAGGGAACAGCAGAGAGAAAGCGAACAGCAGAGAGAGGGAGAACAUCAGAGAGAUAGAGAACAGCCGAGAGCGAGACUACAGAAAUUAAAGAAAGCAACCCAGAAAGACAUUAACAAGCCUAUCAAGCAGUCAGUAAAACCUAUGAGAAAAGAACCUGAAAUGGCUGUGAACCUGGAAGCUGAAGCAAAGAUGGUAGACGAAGAGCUGCAGGCAGCCGUAACAGAGGACGUUCUCCUUCUGUCAGGAGAUGAAACCUUUUCUGAGGCUUUAAGUGAAAUGCCAUUGAAGCAGCCUGACAUCCACCCAGUUCACUCCUCAGGUCAGGGGUCAACCCAAGCCCCUGUCCCUCCCCUGCAGACCCAACCCUCCAAUGACGCAUCACCUGACACUGAAGUCAGCACUGACGACCAACCACAAAUGCAAGAGGCUGCAGUCAAGAUACAGGCUGCCUUCAAAGGCUACAAGACCCGCAAAGGCAUGCGACCGCUCUUUAAGGAGGUGUUCAAGAACCAGAGUGCAGAUCUGCAUGGUACAGUCACUCUAGUUUGUGUUGUCGAAGGAAAAGCCAGCUCAGUGCGGUGGCUGAGAAACGGCCAACAAAUCAGCAAGGACCCGCGAUGUCGCACUGAGGCUGCAGAGGACGGGGUCUGCAGCCUUGUCAUAAAGAACCUGACCACUAAUGACACGGGGACUUACACGUGUGAGGUAGUGAACAAGUUUGGCGUCACCUCCUACAAUGGGAACUUAACAGUGGUGCCGCCUCAGCAGCCUCAGCAGCCUGCUCCAGCAGCCCAGAAGCCUGUGCACCCGCCGCUCGCGGCCAUAGCCCCCCUGCAGCCCGCCGCAGCAAAGCCCGCUCCCCAGCUCGAAUCGCAGGCUCAGGCUCAAAUACCUGCUCCGGUUGAAGAUGCUGCAAAUUACGUAGAAAGUGUGAGCAUCUCCCUGUGGGAGGCCUACAACCUGACGGAGCAGGUUUCAGCAGAGGGCUCACGCGAGAGGAGGGGCUCGUCGCUCAUCGCCGCCAGCUCCGUGUCCAGUCCCUCUGAUCAUGAAACAGCUCCAGAUGUGAUGGAAAAUGUUGAGACCAGUGCAGCUGUACCAAGAGAAGUGCCAAAACCAGUGGAACCACCUAUACUGGACGAAAAAGAAGACAUGGCUGUUCCACAAUGUACUAAGAAACUACUGAAGGUCAAAGGCGCUCAUGAAGGCAGGACGCCGUCUCCAAAGCACCGCGCCCACACUCCCCUAACCAGCACGGUCUCUGGAUCAGAGUCAGAGGGGGAAGGUGACAGGCGAGAGACAUUCGACAUGUACGUGGCCCGAGCCGACUGCAGUCCUACCGGUGGGAAUAAAGAGCACUUUGUUGUGAAGGAGGGUCAGUUUGUGGAGGUCCUGGACUGUGUCCACCCUGACAGAUGGUUGGUGAGAACCAAGCCCACCAAAACCAACCCUGCUCGACAGGGGUGGCUCUGCCCGGCCUAUCUAGAAAAGAAGAGAAAGGAGACCUUUCCACAUCUGAGAGCACCUCAUGAAGAUCUUGAUGGUAUUGGGUCCACGGGAGAAGAGUACAGGAGAGCUCUGAGCCAACUGGUCCAAGGCCUGAUUGAUGGAGAGGAGGAGUUUGUUAAAGAGAUGAAGACGUUCACAUCUCACCAGCUGAAUUAUCUGGACUCCAGUCGCCAUGUCCCAAUCAACAUCCUUAACCAGAAGGAGAUCAUCUUCAGGAAUAUUAAGGACAUCGUAUUUCUGCACGAGAGGUCCAUUCUGCCUGGUCUCAGAGCCUGCGCCACAGAUGACGACGUGGCCGCGCAUCUGCUCAAGCACAGUGAAGACUUUGAGACGUAUCUUCACUACAUGGUCGGCCAAGCUCAAGCAGAGGCCUGCGUGGCUGACAAGGCUGCCCGGCAGUAUUUCAAUGAGUUGACAGAAUGCAGCAAGCCUGAUGCUGUUGUCAUGGACGUCCUCACCUUCCUCCGGCGACCAGUGGAGAGGAUCCAAACGUACCAGGCUUUAUUGAAGGAGUUCAUCAAGAACAAAGCCAAAAGUGGUCAAAACUGCUGUCUGUUAGAGGACGCUUUCUCCGUGGUGUCCUGUCUGCCCUGGAGGUCCGACAAUCUGCACCAAGUGUCCCUGAUCGAGAACUACCCGGCACCUCUAACUGCCCUGGGGGAGCCUGUGCGCCAGGGGAUGUUCACAGUGUGGGAGGAAUCCUCGGACGAUAAAACCGCCUCUAGAGGUCACCAGAGACAGGUGUUUCUCUUCAGAGAAAGUGUGGUGCUGUGCAAACUGAAAAGAGACACCAGCAUCAACAGUGACACCUGCACCUUCAAGAACAAAAUGAAACUGAAUGAUGUGGAAAUCAAAGAGUCCGUGUGUGGAGAUGACAAGUCCUGGGGGCUGUGGCAUGAACACAGGGGGUCCCUACGGAGGUACAUCCUACAGAGUCGCUCCGCCCUGGUUAAACUCUCCUGGCUCAAGGACCUGAAGGACCUGCAGCAGCGCUUCAGCCUGCCCUCCAACAGCCCGCCGCUGUUCGAGGCAUUGCUGUCUGACACCACGACAAAGAUCGGACACACCGUCAAACUGACCUGCAGGGUCACGGGCCUUCCAGCGCCGGUGGUCACCUGGUUCAAAGAUGGCCUCCCCUUGGAGGAUGACCCCAGACACAUCAUCGCCGCAGACCGCUCCGGCACCUGUAGUCUCAUUCUAGACAGCCUCACUGCAGAGGACUCUGGACAGUACAUGUGCUACGCUGCCAGUUCACUAGGCAGCGCUGGGACUCUGGCAAAGGUGGUGGUCCAGGCUCCACCCAGAUUUGUGCGUCGCCUGGAGAGUGCCUGUCUGAUAGAAGGAGAUGAUAUCCAGUUUACCUGCUCCACACUCACCACCCCUUUACCACAAAUCAGGUGGUUGAAAGCUGGCAGAGCGUUGACUGAUCCUCAGAAGUACGCCAUCCUGAAUGAUGCUCGAAGUGGAAUCCUGUGUCUGACUGUCAUUGGCGCAACCAAGGCAGAUAUUGGACAGUACGAGUGUGAGCUUCGAAAUGAGUUUGGCUGCGUGAAGUGCAAGGCAGGACUGUGCCCUGCGUACGUGCCGCCGAUUGAAUCAGAGACUGGCCAGCCACAGAAUUUACCUCCUAAAGAUGCUGAUUCAGAGGGCUGGUCCACAGCCUUUGUCAAGAAAUGGCUACAGACUGAUUUCAGCCCGACCUCUAUUGCCAAGAUGCUGUUUCCUCCUGGACACCCUGAACAAGCUGAGUGUGGACUUGAAGAGGAUGCGCCUGCGUCUUUGUCCACGGAUCAGACGGCAAAGCAGCCGCCGUGCUACAUAGAGGAAGAAGAGGAAGAAAUUUUCAUUCCGGAACCAAUGCAGGAAAUCACAGAUGCCCCUCCAUCCAUCCAGGUACCCACUGAGGACCUUUAUGUAGAACCUGGUCAAUCAGCAACAUUUACAGCCAUCAUCACAGGAAGACCUACUCCCAGGGUUGAGUGGUACAAGGAUGGCGAGGAGCUUGCAGACAAUGAGAAUGUGGAGAUAGCACAGCACGGUGCUCGAUGCUCGCUGACCAUAUUUUCCCCUGAGGGUGAAGACAGUGGCACAUACACCUGCUUCGCCCACAACGACUCUGGCCAUGCCUCGUGCCAGUCUCAGCUCACGGUGGAGGAAGGUCCAUUAGAAUUCCAGGAGAGAGAAGUGGAGCUGGGGAAGAGAAGGAAACUAUUCUCUGUGUAUGAUGUCCAUGAGGAAAUGGGAAGGGGAACCUUUGGCGUAGUGAAGCGGGUGGUUCACCGGCGGACAGGCGAGGUCUUCGCUGCCAAGUUCCUGCCUUUACGGGGCAGCACUCGGACCAGGGCCUUCCAGGAGAGAGACUUGCUCUCCCGUCUGGCUCAUCCCAGGGUGGCCUGUUUGCUGGACUUCUUCUGCACCAGACGGACACUGGUGCUGAUCACAGAAAUUUGCUGCUCUCAUGGACUUUUGGACCAUCUACUACUACAAGGAUCAGUCCUAGAGAAAGAGGUCCAGUCGUACAUUCAGCAAAUCCUUGAAGGAGUUGGUCACAUUCACAGCAUGAACAUCUUGCAUCUGGACAUUAAGCCUGAGAAUAUUCUAAUGGUGUAUCCACCGAGGGACGAGAUCAAGAUCUGUGACUUUGGCUUUUGUCAAGAAAUAGACACAUCCAGACACCAGUAUAGCGUGUUUGGCACACCGGAGUUCAUUGCCCCAGAGAUUGUUCACCAAGAGCCGGUCACUGUGGCCACUGAUAUUUGGGCUGUGGGCGUGAUGACCUACCUGUGUCUCACAUGCCGAUGCCCCUUUGUGGGUGAGACAGAUCGAGCGACGCUGCUGAGAGUUGGGGAAGGGACCCUGAACUGGGAGGCCCCUGAUGUUACAAACAGGAGCCCCGAAGCCCAGAGGUUCCUUCAUGCUGUGCUUCAACUAGAUCCAGAAAAGCGACCGUCUGCUUUUGAGUGCUUAAGUCACGAGUGGUUUCAGGAUGAACAAUCAGGAGAGGAUACGGAUGAAAUCAAUACAAAAAGCCUGAAAGCCUUCAUUUCAAAAAGAAAGUGGCAGCGAUCUUUGACUUGCAUUGGGUCCGUCCUCACACUGAGGCCCAUCCCUGAGCUGCUGGAUGCUCCUCUCAGAGACACCGCAGUGACAGUGACCCGUGAGCCUCAGGACCACAGCAGCAGCUCUGUGAGCAGCGGCUCCUCAUCCGAGUAUGACGAAGCCGACUCUUGGGACUUUUUUCAACACUGUAGCCCAACGGAGGAGGAAGAGGAAACAGAGGAGGACUAUGACCCUCUGAUGGAGAGAGCACAGAUCCCGGAUCAUUUUUCCAAACUGCAACCAGAUGCAGAAGAGGAAGAAGUAACAUUAGGAGAGGAAGCGGAUGAGGAUGUAUUAGGAAGGAGGAGUGUACUGGAACGCAGUGUUAGCAGACAGUCAGUAGCAUCGUCAGAUGUGUCGCUACAGACCCCCCAGAGGGAGCGCAGGUUCAGCAAGGACAGCACUCCAUCCCUGUGCCUGUCGGACGGGGAUGAGGGUUCAGGCAGUGAUGGGAGUCGUAUCCCUCGGGGCAGCGUCAUCCGCAGCACUUUCUACAGCACCUCCCAUCAGCUGUCGCCAAUGUCCGCUAGACAUAUGUCACUGCGAGACAAAUUCCAGGCUAAGAAGCAGGAGAGAGGUCGCAAGCCGCUCAGGAGGAGCUUCUCCGGGCGUCUCAACGAGCCACUUAUUGAAUAUGUAGAGGAUGAGACAGAAACCACCCGCAGCCACAGACGGGGAUCCAUCCAGCCCACGGUGCAUAAGUUCUCCUCCUUUGACAGUGCAGGUGACCUCACCCACGCCAACGUCCCACCGCACAGACGGAGCAGGUCCCUGGAUGAGUCUUCUCGCCGGUCCCCCGACUCCACUCCAGGUGAAGAAGGAGGGUCCCAAAGACGGAGGGAAGAUUCUACAGAUGAUGAGAGAACCUCACCAGCCAUUCUGAGUCCAAGUCGACCCCCAAGAAGAAGAGGAUCUGUCGCUGCAGUGCAAAGACCUCUAAUAUUUGGCGCAACGUCUGGUCCCUCCAGCUUCUGUGCUGGAGACCGAAUGAAUGCCAAGCUCGAUCAGGAGCAAAACGAGGGGGAUACCUUUACUGGCUCCCAGGGGUCUCUGGCUGGGUCUUCUAUUUUGGAGCACGGCGGCUCUGAGUCUUCAAGUAGACUCGGUUCCUAUGAGGAGCUGAGUCAUGGUCGUUUAAGAGGAAGGUGCAGAUCAGGAGACAGUGAUGGGUACGAUGAUCAGGGAGAGCCGCUGAUUUCAUCAUCCCCUUGCUCGUUCCAGGAAGUUAAACUCCGAAGCUCGUUUCCCCAGGCUCCACCACGAAACCGCACCCGUUCUAAUCCCAACCUAUCUACAGGCAGCAGAGGCUACUCCAUGACCCCACAACCCCCGAGCUCCAGUCCCAGCCUGUCUUCUCUCCAGGCUCCAGAGAGGCCUCCCAGGGCCAAGGAUAAGAAUCUAAGCCACGGACUCCAAAGGCAUGCCUCUGCUCCAGCCCUGGAAGUGCAGCCGCCCACGGGAAAAUCACCUAAGUUGGGAUUCCUGAAAAUCUUCCGCCGGCAAUCCUGGACUGAACAUUCGUACUCGAAGCUGGAGAACACGGGGUUAGGACCCACGCUAGGAGAGAUCAUGAAGCCUGAUACACCCACCAUGUCUCUGAGGAAGAAAAUGAGAGCAUCAGCCUCCAGCCUGACCAAGCUGUUUUCCAGGUCCUCUAGUAAGGAGGAUGUGAGUAAAGGCCCAAUAGUAAAAGGAUCAGGUCCUGUCCCGCCUGAGAGGACGCGCAGCACGAGUCUGGAGAGUCCCAAAAAGAAGACCCCCAAACUCCUGCAGUCUUUUAAAAUACCUGCAUUCAAAAGGACAAAAGAUCCACCAGCUCGUCCCAGUAAAGCUGACGUCCUUCGAUUAGAUGGAGGUGGAGUCCUGUUGGUUUGGAAACCAGUUCAGUGUAAUGACGCUGUCACCUACUGUGUACAAUACUGUACAGACGGUGGAGAGUGGACAAUGCUGUCGGAGGAGGUGACAGACAGUUGUUUCGUGGCGAAGGAUUUACCCAGAGGAGCGUCGUACGUGUUCAGGGUGGGCUGUGUUACCAGGACAGGAGCGGGACCUUUCAGCGACGCUUCAGCACCUGUUGUCGUUGCUACUCACACUGAAGAGACUCACAUUCCGCUCAUCCAGACUGAGGAGUUAGGGUCAAAGGUCACUGGGUCUGAAGAACAAACAGCACACAGGAGUUACAGCUUCCUCUCAGAGAUCGGCAGGGGUCGUUUCAGCAUCAUAAACCUGUGUAGGGACGCGGAGACCAGCCAAGUGUUCGCUGCAAAGAUCACCCCUUACCAGGCCGAGCAGAGGCAGCUGGUGCUGAGAGAGUACCAGCUGCUGAAGAGGCUUCAUCACCCUCACCUGCUUCAGCUCCACGCUGCCUUCAUCACCUCCUGCUACAUGGUGCUAUUGGAGGAGCUGUGUCCCGGCAAGGAGCUGCUCCACAGCCUGGCUGCGAGAGAUCUGUAUUCGGAGACUCAUGUUGCAGAGCUCCUGGCUCAGAUUCUGAAAGCAGUCGACUACCUGCACAGCCGCCGGGUCAUCCACCUGGACCUGAAGUCUGACAACAUGUUGGUGGACGAUUGCAACCACCUUAAGAUUGUAGACUUUGGCUCCGCCCAGCCGUUCACACCUGGACAGCCCCUCGCCGUGGAGCACAUCCACGGCCUGACGGAAAGCAAAGUUUAUAUCAUCCUUCCUAAAGCUCCAGAAAUCCUUGAGGGUCAGGGCGUGGGGCCUGAAACAGACGUGUGGGCUGUCGGGGUCCUGUCAUUCAUCAUGCUGAGCGCUGACAGCCCGUUCCACGCGGAGCUCAGCUGGGAGCAGGACAGGAACAUCAAGAAGGGGAAGAUUCAGUUUGGACGGUGCUACCCUGGCCUGUCAGAAGGAGCCUUGAGCUUCAUGAAGAGCAGCCUGAAUAACAAGUCUUGGGGGAGGCCCACUGCAGCCGAGUGUCUCCAGAACCCGUGGCUUCGGGCCUAUCGCACCCCACACAGAGCUCGACACUCCAAAGUGUGUUUCUCCACAGACAAGCUUAAAGCUUAUCUGCAGCAGAAGGAGGAGAAACGGGAGCAGGUCUGUACCAAGCUGCAGUGUCCCUUCGUCCAGUGAGAAGCUCCGUUCAUGUCUCGUGGACGUUUCCUGCUUUGCUAAUGGCAGGUCAGCGCUUUGAAUAUGAAAAUAUUAUACGUCUUAAUGAGCUUUUUCAAUGUGUUGAUGCUCUCUGUGUUUUAGUUGAUUUAUUUAAUAUAGCAACAGGUUUAUUUUAAGCAGUGCCGUGUAGGAAUUUACUGUGUGAACUGAGAUACAGUUGACUUUGGCCCUAAUGAGAAGGUUUUUUUCUUUACUUAAAGUUGAAAUGUAUAGAUGUGUUGGAUUUUGUUUUGUGCUAAAUGCUUUAGUAAUGAAUAAAACAGUACAGAAAUAAUUCUA